Molecule: messenger RNA, 1608 nt
Organism: Malania oleifera
Lineage: Eukaryota; Viridiplantae; Streptophyta; Magnoliopsida; Santalales; Ximeniaceae
Product: U-box domain-containing protein 26-like
Exons: 1
Coding region: 158-1405 (415 amino acids)
Biological process (GO): protein ubiquitination
Molecular function (GO): ubiquitin protein ligase activity
Source: RefSeq, a predicted model, not a curated record
UCUCCUUCCCUCGUAUAAGAUAAACCAACUCCCAGUUCCGAAACAGAAUUUGCAGAACCAGUCCCAUUCCAAGUACCCCCCACCCCCCUUCUCCCUUCCUUCUUCGCAGAGGAACAUACAAUUUACCAGUAGAGAGAGAAAACGUUGCACGCAGAAUAUGCCGGGCAGCUUAGAGCCGUUGGAUGUUGGGGUCCAGAUCCCCUACCACUUCCGGUGCCCCAUCUCCCUCGAGCUGAUGCGCGACCCCGUGACUGUCUCCACCGGCCAGACCUACGACCGCUCCAGCAUCGAGUCCUGGGUCGCCACCGGCAACACCACCUGCCCCGUCACCCGCUCCCCUCUCUCCGAUUUCACCGUCAUCCCCAACCACACCCUUCGCCGCCUCAUCCAGGACUGGUGCGUCGCCCACCGCUCCUUCGGCGUCGAGCGCAUCCCCACUCCCAAGCAGCCCGCCGAUCCCUCCCUUGUCCGCUCGCUUCUCGCUCAGUCUGCCUCAGCCUCCGCCGCCCCCCACGCCCGCCUCUCCGCCGUCACUCGCCUCGCCUCGCUCGCCCGGGACUCCGAUAAGAACCGCUCCGUCAUCGUCUCCUCCCACAACGCCCGCCACAUCCUCCUCUCCCUCGUCUUCUCCGAUUCCAAUUCGGAUUCCGAGUUGAGCCGCGAGUCGCUCGCGCUUCUGGCAAUGUUCCCGCUCACCGAGUCGGAGUGCGCCUCCGUGGCUUCCGAUCCGCGCCGGGUGGCCUAUCUUGUGUCGCUCCUAUUCCACUCCUCAAUCGAGGUCCGGGUCAACUCCGCCGCGCUCAUCGAGCUCGUCGCUGCGGGGAUCAGGUCGCCGGAGCUCCGGGCGAAGAUCAGCAACUCCGAGGGGAUCUUCGAGGGAAUCGUCGAAAUCCUGCGGUGCCCGCUGGCCUUCCCGCGCGCUCUCAAAGUGGGCAUCAAAGCCCUGUUCGCCUUGUGCCUGGUGAAGCAGUCCCGGCCCGCGGCGGUGGCCGCCGGUGCCGCGGACGCGCUCGUGGACAAACUGGCGGACUUCGAGAAGUGCGACGCGGAGCGCGGGCUGGCCACGGUGGAGCUGCUCUGCCGGGUGCCGGAGGGGUGCGCGGCGUUCGCGGCGCACGCGCUGACGGUGCCGCUGCUGGUGAAGACCAUUCUGAAGGUGUCGGAGCGGGCGACAGAAUACGCGGCGGGGGCGCUGCUGUCGCUGUGCACGGCAUCGGAGCAGUCGCAGAGGGAGGCGGUGGCGGCGGGAGUGGUGACCCAGCUGCUGCUUCUGGUGCAGAGCGAUUGUACUGAGAGAGCGAAGCGAAAGGCACAGAUGCUGCUGAAGCUGCUUCGAGAUUCGUGGCCAGAAGAUUCUAUUGCCAAUUCGGAUGACUUUGCCUGCAGCGAAGUUUUCCCAUUCUGAUAAUUUGAUUGUUCUUCCUCAUCUUUUUUUCGUAAAUUUAGAUUGAUCAUCUGAUUUUUUUCAUAAUUUUUUUUUGGAAAGAAUAGAAAAGAAAAUGUGGGUACAUAGAGAAAUUUCACUUGGAAAUUGUGUAUGUAUUUUUGUACGUAAGAAUCAUUAUUGUUUAGAGAGAGGUUGAAAAUCAGGAUGGAUAGAUUGAUUGA